AUGGAUGGUGUCUCCGAGAAACUCCAGUUGGACACAUUUUCAGGGGUCCAUGCGACUUCGGAUGUGUUGCAAGAGGCAGCUCAACUUGUUGACCUGUUGGAAGAAGUCAUACGAAACGAUAUCCAAAGAGAACCUUUGCGUGAGAUUGCGCACAUCGAUCCGGGUCCUGGUGCAUUCGCUCUUCAAAAGGCCCGUGUUCUUGGUGGCCACUCUCAUCGAACUGCAGCUCGUGUUAUGGCUGAGCAGGAAAUUGACAGUGCAAGGGACACCCUUGACUUUGCCCCCGAAUCCCACCGGGCCAAGAAGAAAACGCCUUCCCACGAGAUCACCGCAAUUCGCGAGGAACUGGGUCUCGAUCCAAACGACCACGAGACUCGACCGAGGCUUCAUAAGAAGGCACGGGCUGACGAAUCCACAAUAGCCGGUCGUCAAAAUACCGGAGCCCAACACGGCACCAUUGAGCUCUCCCAGCAGCAAUAG
Molecule: messenger RNA, 480 nt
Organism: Ilyonectria robusta
Lineage: Eukaryota; Fungi; Ascomycota; Sordariomycetes; Hypocreales; Nectriaceae
Exons: 2
Coding region: 1-480 (159 amino acids)
Source: RefSeq, a predicted model, not a curated record